Vitis vinifera (wine grape) is the source of this 1794-nucleotide messenger RNA. RefSeq lists its product as uncharacterized. The record is from RefSeq and is a predicted model, not a curated record. NCBI's taxonomy places the organism in Eukaryota, Viridiplantae, Streptophyta, Magnoliopsida, Vitales, Vitaceae. The transcript is spliced from 2 exons. Gene Ontology annotation, molecular function: glycerophospholipase activity; monoacylglycerol lipase activity. The coding region runs from base 594 to 1151 and encodes 185 amino acids. Gene Ontology annotation, biological process: lipid metabolic process.
UAGGCUUCCAUACGGACAACCCACACUUGAUAAUUUAUUCCAUCAAACACUGGAGGGGCUAGUGCAUUCAGUGAAGCUUCUGAGGUCAUUUUGGAUAUUGUUUGUAGGUUUUUUAGGCUCACUCACCUCACAAGUUACUCAAGAACCUAGCUCUGAUACCAGAUUUGUAGGUUUUGAUAGAAACAGAGUGUGGAAACUCUUUGGAAGCAAUAGAACAUUGAGGAAUCUGAAGUUGUCAAUUUUAUUAAGCUUCAAAGCACUUAUUUAUACAGCUAGCUUAAAACAGAAAAAUAUAAAAAUAGCAACAAACUUGCUACCUAUAGAUAAUUCCUAAAGAAUAGAAACAACCAACAAACUUCCUAAGGAAUAGGUAAAUCUUCCACAUGACUAACUUAUUUGACUACUUCCACUUCAAUCUACUCAGCUCCAUGUCAACAGCUCCUAUGACAUGUCAUUCAACAAGCUCAUAUAUAGAUACAGCGUUGAGAACUUUUGUCAUUUCUGUUGUGGGAGGAUAUCACAUAUGAUGCAGGUUGCAUUUAUGGUUGCAGGUAAGAAAGGCAAACUCAUCAACAAAAUUGAGAGAUGUAGUUAUGAGCUCAGCUGCAGCUCCAGUUUAUUUCCCAUCGCGUAAUUUCAAAGCUGAUGGCAGACUGCACAACCUUGUGGAUGGUGAACUUGCAGCCAACAAUCCUGUAAAUGUUCUUCAUACACAGGCCUUUAUGGGACCAUAUUUUAAAGAUUUGUUGCCAUUUGUAUACACAAUUCAUUCAUCUUUCUUUGUGAAGCUAUCCCUUACUGCGCAGACAUUGCUUGCAAUAAAAGAAGCAGCCCACAUAUUUGGAAACCGAGAUUAUAAUAACUAUCUGAUUGUCUCCCUUGGUUCUUGCUCUGAAGAAGAACAUCACAACUUCAUUGAUUUAAAGGGUCCACUUCCUUGGAUAAUAGACCUGAAGAGAGGAACACCACCCUUGGCCAACGUGCUGUUUAAGACAUCAGCUGACAUGGUAGAUGCAUACACAUUAUUUGUCCUUGGACUUGGAGUUGGAGGCCGGAUUUCUAGUCAGAACUUUCUCCGGAUCCAGGACAAUACAUUGAAGCCUGAGCAGCUCAAAAUGGAUGAUGCAAUAAAGAUAACUUUGAUACCCUGAUUGAUAUCGCUCAAAGACUUCUAGAGAAGCCUUUUCAUUCCCUAGCUUGGUGAUUAAUUGGUCAACAAUUACCAAUGACUACCAACCGGGAUGCUCUCAUGAGAUAAUGAGCUAACAGGAAAGGUGAUUUAUUGCAAAAAGCAUUUGUAGCCUUUCUAACAUUUGAAAACAAUUCUUUUGAUAAAAAUUUCAAGAGUCAAAAAUAUUAAAAGUGUUUCCGGUAGGGUUAUUUGAUUAAAAAGUAAUUGAAAACUCAAUUUUCAAAAUUUAACCCUUCAUCCUUUUUUGACCUCAUUUUAACAAAAAUAUUCAUAUUGUUUUCUUGUAAGAAACAUUUAUAUAAAAAAUAAGUUACUCUUCAAACAAAAGUAUAAGAGGGGAUAAAUUUACAAAUAUGGGAUUAUGUCAUCCCUUUUAACCAAUUAUUUCUUUCUUAUAAUCACCAUCAAAUUGAUUUUUACAAUUAGUUUACGAGUCAUGGUUCACUUUGCUGCAUCUUCAUCUCAUCACCAUUUUUACUACAUAUUGGUUGUGAUUUCUCUCUUGCAACUUUGCUACAAUACUCUCCAGUGAAAAGAAGAGGAGGGUAGUUCUUCGUCCUAUGUCUUUGGCUUUUUAAUGUAUUCAACCAUUUAUUUUAUUU